Didymodactylos carnosus is the source of this 1524-nucleotide messenger RNA. NCBI's taxonomy places the organism in Eukaryota, Metazoa, Rotifera, Eurotatoria, Philodinida, Philodinidae. The record is from the annotation of a GenBank genome assembly.
UCACGAAAAGUGAGAGUCAUCAAAGGUCACCGACCUAUAAAACAAUGACUCGAGCCGAACAACAACAAAAGAAUCUAUAAAUAGAAAAAAAAGAAUAAAUAAAUAAAUAAAUAGAUAAAUAAAUAAAUAAAAGGUAAAAACUAGUGUAGUGUACGAAAACAGAUAGUAAAGAAGAAUAAAAAAGAAACAAAAUAAAAUAAAAUAAAGUAAAUAAUAUAAUAAUAUUUCGGAAUGGCUGUUCUAUUUUUGGCGAUUCCGUAACGGUCGAUCUUUUCCUUGUAAAAGUCGAAGCAUACAUUCAAAUUUAACUGAAAUUAUUAUUUUAAAUUUAUUACUUAUUCACGAAAGUGAGAGUCAGCAAAAGUUCCCGACCUGUAAUAACAAUGACUCGUAAGACAAUUUGACAAAAGAAAACUAGAAUAAUGGACAAAGACAGAUCAUCAGUAAUAAAGAAUGACAAUCAUUGAAAGGCUCUACUAAGCUGAGAAAAAACUCGUCAUGUUGAGAGAAUGGAGUGCUUGAAAGAGUUUACCAGUUUGAAGUUGAUGAGGGUUAAGUUAGAUGACAUUGCAGUGUUUCUAAAACACACUCAAAAUCGAAUUUUUAAAGUGAAAAAUCCCAUGACUCGAGCUUGGAUCAUCAAUGGUUAGAAACGCUGUCGCAUUGCAUGUCCGAAGUUGAUUCAAGUGCUUUCACUUUAUGUUUAUUUUCAGAAACAUUUCUUUGUUAGUUUGAAAAUCUGGAAAUAUGGUAUGUAUUUUUUCAACUACAUACUAUUGUUACUAUAUCCAUUUUACGAAGUUGUUACUGAAGUUUGAGAACUAAAUGUUAUAAACUGCAGACACAAACAGCAAAAAAAGACAAAUAUUCCACUCUUUUGUUUAGCCUAAAGAGAAAAAGAUUCGUGCUGGAGGAAAAAUUAUUCAUCCAAGUAGUCGAAAAGCAAAACAAUUAUCUAGACGAGAAUGUCAUGUUGGAAGAGUAAUCAAACAACGUCAGAACACAAGAGCAAAAUACAAUAAUCUUCGACAAAAGUUACUGUGGUUCAAAGAAAAUCUUGAUUUAACACAUACUAAGUAUUCAAAAAAUGAAUUCUAUGACAUAAUCAAACGAUAUUUAAAUCGUUUUCAAGACGAGCUCGAGCAAAUUGAUUUGAAAAAUCAAAUUGGAGAACGCCAAAAAACGCCUCAAUAUGUAUCAAGAAAAUCAUUGAUUGCUACAACCACGGGAACUGAGAAAAAUGAAUUUGAAUCAAUUGGCUUAGAAAUACCCAAUCUUACACAAGCCAGUAUUGUCGAAGAACUCAAAAAAUGGGACGGUAGCAUUCGAUUUAUGUCUCGUUUGAAACUAUCUUUAGUUAAAAAAUCAUUAUUUGAUAAUGAAAAUAGUAAUGGAGAUGAUUUAGUUUCAACAACAGUAUCCAUAGAUGUGAAUGAAGAUGAUGAUGAUAAUAUCGAGGAAGAUGAACAAAAAAAUGUGACCAAUUCAGAAUCUGACACAGAAGCUGAUUUGAUUUUAGAAUAA